UGGCGCAUUAAUUGCGACGCAUGGGAGAGGAUUUACAGGGCACCGUUCCGCCGCGAUUGUACGAAGAGUUUGCUAUCUGCCAUCUCAGCUCCUUUGCAGUAAACGCCGCACUGGGCCACGACAUCGCCGCGAUCGAACUGGCUUCGCCCCUGCAAUUCAUGCCCUCCAUCCAGCCGAUCUGCAUCCCUAGGUCCCGACAGCCUGAACGAUCCAAGAGCCUGCACCAUCGAGAUGUUCGGUUGGGGCGCCAUCACGACAGAUGGCAAGACUGCGACCGACGUUCUGCAGAAAGUGACAGCAACCGACCUUCCCGAGGACGAUUGCGCGACUGAGUACGACAGGGAGAUCAUAUGCAACAGGGGUGUCACACCGGAGACUGGAACUUGUAAGGGAGACAAGGGCGGACCACUGGUCCUGUAUGUCAACGGCAUAGCCUACGCAAUGGGCGUGGACUCUACUGGUGUAGAGCCGUGUUUGUUCGCGCCUUCCCAUUUCACUCGGAUCACCUCCAACGUCGCCUUCAUCUCCUCUGAAAUCACCGGCGGAUGA
Messenger RNA from Darwinula stevensoni, 549 nucleotides. Lineage: Eukaryota; Metazoa; Arthropoda; Ostracoda; Podocopida; Darwinulidae. The record is from the annotation of a GenBank genome assembly.